This is a messenger RNA of Stegostoma tigrinum, 12639 nucleotides long. It is a transcript of the gene fnbp1b, whose product is annotated as formin-binding protein 1. Gene Ontology annotation, molecular function: protein binding. The transcript has 18 exons. The record is from RefSeq and is a predicted model, not a curated record. Gene Ontology annotation, biological process: signal transduction. Lineage: Eukaryota; Metazoa; Chordata; Chondrichthyes; Orectolobiformes; Stegostomatidae. The coding region runs from base 82 to 2043 and encodes 653 amino acids.
AUGAUUGAUUUCCUAUGUUAUUUAGGAUGGAUAUUCCUGAUGUUAAGUAAUAUGCAGAAGACUUGUGUUUAAACGUCUCUGAUGGUGGCAAUGGUUGAUAUAAAGAUGGGAGACUGUUGGAGCCAUACAAAGGAUCAAUUUGACAACUUGGAAAAACACACACAAUGGGGAAUUGAAUUUGUAGAGAGAUACAACAAAUUUGUUAAGGACCGGACAGAAAUUGAGAUCAGCUAUGCAAAGCAGCUUAGGAAUCUUUCGAAGAAGUAUCAGCCAAAAAAGAACUCUAGGGAAGAAGAAGAACAGAGAUACACAUCAUGUCAAGCAUUUCUAGCCAUUCUGAAUGAAAUGAAUGACUAUGCAGGCCAGCAUGAGGUGAUUGCUGAGAACAUGAGUGGGCUAAUAUUUGCUGAGCUGUCACGCUAUAUCCAGGAACUCAAGCAAGAACGGAAAUCGCAUUUCCAAGAAGGAAGAAGGGCACAACAACAUAUAGAAAGUUGUUGGAAACAACUUGAGAAUAGUAAAAGAAGGUUUGAGCGAGAUUGUAAGGAAGCCGAACGAGCUCAACAACACUUUGAAAAAAUGGAUAAUGACCUGAAUGUAACAAAGGCUGAUGUGGAAAAGGCUCGGCAACAGGCUCAUACCCGGCAUCAGAUGGCAUCAGAUAGCAAGAAUGAAUAUUCCAGUGUCCUGCAGAACUUUAAUAAGGAACAGCAUGAACAUUAUUUCACAAACAUACCAAACAUAUUCCAGAAAAUUCAAGACCUGGAUGAAAGACGAAUAGUAAAAGUUGGUGAAUCAAUGAAGACCUUUUCAGAUGUCGACAGACAAGUCAUACCCAUCAUUGGAAAGUGUCUCGAUGGAAUCACAAAAGCAGCUGAAUCUAUUGAUGAAAAACAUGAUACACAGUUGGUGAUAGAAGCCUUCAAAUCUGGAUUUGAACAGCCUGGUGACGUUGAAUUUGAGGAUUUCAGUCAGCCUAUGAAGCGGACUGUUUCUGAAAGCAGUCUCUCCAAUAGUAGAUCUGAUGGCAAACAAGAAUCCAAAGGUGGCAAAUCCAAGGGCAAACUCUGGCCUUUCAUCAAGAAAAAUAAGCUUAUGUCCCUUUUAACAUCUCCUCAUCAGCCUCCUCCUCCACCCCCUUCCUGUUCCUCACCUUCUGCUGUUCCAAAUGGCCCUCAGUCUCCCAAGCAGCAAAAAGAGCCCCUCUCUCACCGCCUGAAUGAAUUUAUGACCUCCAAACCUAAAAUCCACUGUUUCAGGAGCCUAAAGCGGGGGACUCGGUCUUUCUAUUUUCACAAAGAGCUGAUGAAGAGGACAUUAGGGAAACCUACUUAUGCCUAUGAGGCGAGAGAGUUUGUUCUUUCUCUCAAACUGGGUUCGGGACCAGAAGACUUCAGCAAUCUUCCACCAGAGCAACGAAGAAAGAAACUUCAGCAAAAAAUUGAUGAAAUUAACAAAGAAAUCCAGAAAGAAUCUGAUCAAAAAGAUGGUUUAAUAAAAAUGAAGGAUGCGUACAUAAAGAAUCCUCAACUGGGUAGGCCGGAGACUGUGGAUCCCAGACUGGCAGAAAUUGAGCAAACCAUUGAAAAACUGCGACAAGAGAGUCAGAAAUUUGAGGCAUGGCUUGCUGAGGUAGAAGGUCGUUUACCAGUCAGGACUGAUCAACCAAAACGAUCAAGUGAGAUGCCCGAGUUGCAGAGCACUGUUGUAAAUAAUUGUGCACAAGACCGAGAGAGCCCUGAUGGUAGUUAUACCGAAGAACAGAACCAGGAUCCUGAAUUAAAAGUUGCAGCACAGUGCGAGUUUGACGAUGAAUUUGACGAUGAAGACGUACUGGCAGCAAUUGGCACAUGCAAAGCCAUGUAUCCUUUUGAAGGUCAAAAUGAAGGAACAAUAGCAAUGGCAGAAGGAGAAACACUGAGCGUGAUAGAGGAAGAUAAAGGAGAUGGUUGGACAAGAGUCCGACGGAAUGACGAUGAGGAAGGAUACGUUCCAACAUCCUAUGUGGAAGUAUAUUUGGACAGAAAUACCAAAGGUACCUAAGGUGGUGCGCUGGUCCAAGAAUCAUGGGGCGAGCUGGUAUGCAAGGACACAUUCUUCUGCUUAACGAUUUCAAAAAUGGAAGUUUAGCUGAAUUAUUGAUCUGGUUUGGUUUUUGAUGAUUAAUGCAAAUCACAAAAGAGAGGGCCAAAAAUACAUGAAUAAAAUGUGCAAGUGCCUGCUAUUUAUUUUUUUGGCAUGCCAUCCAUUGCUCUAAUUAACUUGGCUAUUUUUCCAUGUUAAAAACAAAAGCAGUUUUAUGAUGCAUGCCACUGUUAAAUUUGCUUCCCAUUUUUAAAUUGAAAGAAACAAAAAGAAAAGUGAAUUUUGAAAUCAACUUACCAGAAUACAUGUACUCCAUGACCACAGCAGCAAAAGCGUACUGUUUUGGGUAACUUGUCCCUAAAGUUGACAUUCAAGUGUAAAGUGAUUCUUGAGAUUGGAUGGCGGGGAGCAGGAUGACUCUUAAAUCCAUUUAUUAUACUAUAUAACAAGAGAAACAUCUUCUGGAGUCACCACAAACCAUUUCUAUCUUCAUGUAUUUCGGUAACCUGAAUGCUGCUCUCCACAAAGUUUCUGAUUUUCUAACUCAUGCAUGUGACUUUAGAAACAUUGAGGUUUUUUUUAAUGUCACCUUUUGUUGCAUGGUAAAUUCAUGCUGAAAAGGCCAUGUGUGGUUUCCUUUCAUCAGAGAUAAAAUUGUGUGUAGUGUAUGGGAGCUGUCAACAAUUCAUCUGUAACUACCCAUUUAGAGAAUUAUAGUGACUAUUCACCUAUUCUAAGUUUUUUUUUCUAAAAUUGAAUUUCCAAAUAAUUUGUUAUUUAUGUUCUUCUUCUUUUUAAUCUCCAUUCAUACCCUGCCAAAACAAUCCAUAAGAUUAUGUAUAUUUCUUAAGCUGUGUACCCAUUAGUAUUUUUCAAAUAAAAUGACAGAGGCAUUUGUGCCUAUGCAUUAUGCCAUAUUAUUUAGUCACAGCCACAUAAUUAGCUAUCAUGAUUUUAGAUCUUUGUAUCUACUGCAAGUAUACUCGAUUCACAUUUUAGUGUGAAUUAUGUUGUUUUUGUCAAAGCAUGGAGCAGUUGAAAUUAAACCAAACCAGGCUUGUUAAAUGUAUUUGUGGUCAUGUAAUACACACAUCUGGUAUGUGGUAGAUUUCUCUGUUACCACCACAUUAUUAUUAUUUGUUUAUAGCACUGCCCAAUAUCAAACUUCAGUCUACUUUUUCUUACUGCAUGCUCGCCCUGUUGCUCUACCUGUGCCCACCUUCUGAGGGUCACUACUUGUGACUCAACAGCACAUUUUUCUUUAUUUUUGUUUUGUUUGCUAUAUGGUAUUGAAUUUAUAGUCAUGUGACACUUCGCUUAUUUUGUUUUCUUGCAUGUUUACCUGUGUGUUUGUUGGAAUUUCUGCUGAAUGGUAGCUGCAUUCCCUAAAGUUGUCUCCAAGCCACUGCCAGCUAAAAUAUUUCAUAAUUGGGUGGGUUUCAGCUGAUUAUGACUAUUUUCUCCACUUCAACAUAUCAAGAAAAAAAGUCAAACAAAUUAAAGUUAAUAGUUUAUAUUCCCAGUACACACACAGCCAGGAAUGAUGGAUACUUAGAACCAAAUUAUUGUAACGGUGUUUUUGGCAGAGUUUUUUUUUCAUUUUAAAAAAUAAUCCAGAAUAGAGAGCAAAUUUUUAAUAUUCUCUUUCAAGGGUCACAGUUUCAAGCAAUGACUUUACGUUGCAUCCUGCAAUCAAGGGACAACAGUGAAUACCAAUGAGUCCACAGUAAAAUGAAUUGAUAAUAGCGGUCAAGGGUGAAGGGGGAUAGGGUCAUUUUUAUGACCUUGUACUUCUAAGCCUUGUAUUGUUCCACUCGAGGUCUGUAUUGCAAUCUGCUGUCAGGUCUCAGCCUCUAAGAGCUGCUCAAAAUAUUUUUCCCUUCCUGUCGAAACAAACCUGAUUUCCAUUCAUUUUCUUCCUAUAAGUGAAUGGCUGAGUUUGGAAACUCGUUUUAUUGGAGGAGAUUGUAUUCAAGUACAUUCAUAUUUAUACACUCCUUUACACUGUAUUUGCAGGCCCAAGACAUCGUUAUUGACUUCACCAAAUCAAAACUCCACUCUUUUGCCCACUCUCCAUAAUCCUAAUCAAAAAUGUUUCAUUCUCCUCCUCAAGUGUACCCUAUGUCCUGGCAUCCAACGUAUUUUGGAUAGUGAAUUCCACAGAUUCAUGAGCCUUUGAGAAAAGUAAUUUCUCCUCAUCUGUGUUUUAAAUCCACUACCCAUUACCCUAAAAUUAGACCUGUCAUUUUCAGAUUGCCCCAGAUGAUAAAACAUCCACUCUUGAGUUUACAUUGUCAAUCCCCUUUAGCAUUCUAUACACCUCACUUAGAUCUCCUCUCAUUCUUCUAAAUGCCGGAGAGUAUGGGCCUAAAUUGCUCAGUCUCUCUUAGUAAGACAAACUGCUCAUCUCUGGAGUCAAUCUAGUAAACCUUCUCAGAACUGGCUGCAGUACAGUUAUAUCCUUCCUCAAGUAAGUGUGCUGCUACCAAUUGUUACCAUUGAUGGCCAAAGUAAAACAGAAAAAUUACUUUUAAGUGUAUAUUCAAGUGUAUAUCAAAUUGAUGGUUCUGAAUUCUCUGCAUAGGUAAUGAUUUGAUCAAUAGUUCUAUUAUUUAUUCAGUUAUCAAACCUAAUUGAGCUAUCCAAGAAACUGUUCUCAAUUGUAGUUAUAAGUCAAUUAGUAUAAAAAUAUAUAAAUUAAAAUCUCUGAAGUAAAUUCCACAGUGGAGUAUUUUUUUCAAAUUCAGCUGAUACCCUGUGUUUACAUCAGUAUUACAAAUAUAACAGUUGCGGAAAAACACAAUUACCUCAUUGGUUUAUUUUCUAGCAAAAGUACAGCUUCAUGUUGGGUUGCACAAGCUUUGGUUACUUCUUCCAAAUAUGUAUUUUUCUACCUAAUUAGUAAGCAUCAAGAUUUAUUGUUUCUAUUCUAAAAUCCAUUUUUCUUCAAUGGAUGCAUGUUUAUUGCUAAUCGUCUGUUUGAUGUCAUUGCUCUGAGUUUGGGUGUUUAGUUACAUUGAAGUUAAGGAAGCUGUAGUAUCAAAGUGCAGGGGAAGUACCAGACUAUCUGGUGUCUCAGACAUAAGCUAAUUAAGAUCUGAUAAAGUGUAUUUUAGGAAGGUAAUGGCAUGGUGGUAAUGUUUAACGUUCUGGCAACAUCGGUUCAUAUCCCACCAUGGUAGAUAAUGAAAUUUGAGCUCAAUAUUUUAAAAAUUCUGGAAUUAAAAACUACCCUAAUGGAGAUCAUGUAACCUCUUAAUUGUCAUAAAAAUGCAACUGGUUCAUUACUGUCCUUUAGGGACGGAAAUCUGCCAUCCUUACCUGGUCUGGCCUACCUGUGACUCGAGAUCCACAAAUGUGGUUGAUCCUUAGCUGCCCUCUGGCCAGCCUAGCCACAGGUGUUCGCAUCCUAUAAGCAAAUAAGGAAAAAGGACUUUAUCUAGAAGAGGCUGCAAUUCAAGUUUGAAAGCUCCAGUUUAAUGUGGAAAUUAUAAUUUGCUUUAUCGUAGAAUCUCUACAGUAUGGAAGCAGGCCAUUUGGCCUAUUCAUUCCACACCACCCCUCCAAAGAACAUCCCACCCAGACCACCAACACCCAACCCUCACUGACCCAAUCCUAUCUCCGUAAUCCUGCAUUUCCAAUGAAUAACCUACCUAACCUGCACAUCCCUGGGCAAUUUAGCAUGGCCAAUCCACCUGACCUGCAUACCUUGGACUGUGGGAGGAAACUGGAGCAGCCAGAGGAAACUCUUUCAGACUCAUGGAGAAUGUGCAAACUCCACACAGACAGUCACCUGUGGCAUGUUACUGGUCAUUCUAAAAAAAAUUAGUAAAUUGCAAUGACCAGAUUAGCACUAAAUAUGAUGGUAUUUCUCAGAAAACAUCACUGAAGAUUUAACAUGUUUUAAUUCAAUAAUAUUAAAUGGUCCAGAAAGUGUGGCAGUAGUUGUGUAACAUCUUGUUAAACCAGCUAAGGUUGAAUAUCACAAUAACUGUUUGAUGGGACUUCAUGCAUAAUCUUACAUCUGAAAACCCUACCAAGAUGUAUGGGUAUCUGUCUGUUUCUUAUAGAACUAUGAUAGAAUCCCUACUUUUUGUGUCAAGUGAGCCCUGUCAUUUCUUAAGAACCUUUUGAACUUUGGACUGUGAAGUGACGAGCUCUUCCUGUGAUUCUCACAGCAGUUCCAUUAGUUGAACCAACAGAUGUUAUGUGAAAGCAUUAUGAUUUUUGUUUUGUUGACUCCUUUUCCUUCCUUAUUCCUAUAGAAAGGAUGCAUGAACUCUUCUAAUAGUGUAGCAGGGAUAAAGAAUAUGGUCUAAAAAUGAACAGACCAUAAUCUACAAGUGUUAGGUGGGAGCAAUGACUGGGAAUGGUAAGAAACAUAUCUUUGCCUUGUAUCAAAAUGCCAAGUAUUUACCCAGAAGAACAUCCAUCAUUGCCUGUUUUUAAAUAAAUAUAUUUUAGUAUGAUGUAACCAGUUGCCUUGGAUAAAUUUUAUUUACGAGUUUUUACUGCCAGGUUUUAAGUGUGUUUUGUACUGUUUAUUAAAAGCACUUGACUAAAUAAUUCCAAAUAACAACAUUACAGAAUUUCACAAUGGAUCAUGGUGGUAAAUGAAAAUGAAUUCCCUAGGUGGAAUAGGUUUAAAAGUAGAUAAUGUGGAUAUUAUGGAUCUGUAUAAGUUAGAAAUAGUAAGCAUUAUGGAGUUUAGCCAUGGGGGAAUUAUGAUGAGAUAUGAAUACAAGUGAGAUUUAGCUUUUGUUAAAUUGUUUACCAGAAGAAGGUAGCCAUCAGAUUUCUUCUAUAAGAAUCCCUGAGAUUGCUUUCAAUAAACUUGGCUUGUUUUGCUGUUUCUAACCUGUCCCCGUCAGUGAACAUUGAAGAGGUGUGUGUUAUAAUUAACUGGUUUGCUAAGCUACAAUGUCCCCAUAAUAGUUGGGUAUUAAAUGCAACAAAAUUAAAGGAAAAUUGCUACAGAUAGCAAUGCGAGCAAAAUAUUUAGUAGUCACUUAAAGCACAGUCAUUCAAAUGAAGUUUGAAACUUAAACAUAGCCAAGCAAUGACAUCAGAUAGAAUGAAACACAAACAGCAGCACUAAAUCCAAAUGAACUGUCUGGAAGGAAUAAUGCACAUGAAUGGCAAAUGAGAAAAAUGUGAGUUAUAAUUAUCUGAAUGUUUUCCUGAACAUAGAAAUCAUUAUUUGUAACUGAAAGCUGCAAUGAAAUGUUAAUUUUUAUUAUUUAUCUGACUGACUUAGUCUCUGGAUGACUUUAGCACCAGUCUUUGUGUUUGCUGCAAUUUGUGUAUUUCAGUUUUGGUUUUCAUCUGUCCCACUCACAUGGAAAUGUGGAGGCAUUGUUUUAAACAACUGCUUAAAAAUUAAUGCAUUUUUCAGUUGCAUUUGGAAAUUAUACAAAGGGCACUGUCGGUUAUUUGUAGAAUUGGAACUCGCCUGCAGGUAGUGUUUCCUUUGUAAUUGGGGAGCUCUGUGCAAAAGAGUCUCUGAAUCAAAAUAUUUAUCUGAAGGAGAGUAGUGGAGGGGAACAUUGUAUAAACUUGAUGAUGCUAUAGGUAUACACCCUAAUUGAUUAUGGUGAAAAUUAGUUUUUCAACAAAUAAGUUGUGCUGUUAAUUUCUGAAUGCUUUCUUGAUAAGUAUGUGAAACAAUUCAGAUUUAUUAUUGAAAAUGAAGCUGUUGUGCAUGCAUUGAGUUAAUGAAUGGACCCAGUCAAAUUAACACAUUACGCUGUGGGACAGGAGAACCAAAUCGAAAGUGGAUGAAAACACACAUUGCUUUGUUGUCUGUUUGCUGACUGGCACUGUGUGUGGCUUUCUGUUUUUGUGUUGUACACUUAUUUUGCACAUUGGCCCUCCCCCAGGACCUACAAAUCUAUACUUGCAAUCUUUCCUAGAACAUGUUAAGACUUGUGUUUUAAUCCAGCAAUGGAAAUACCAAACUGUCAAACUCACCCAGAUGUCUUACGUUUUUCCUCAAAUCGCUUGGCAGUUGAAAUCUAGGUCUGACUUUUGGCAACAGAAGAAUAUAGCACAAGUUAGAAAAUUUCCUGGCAAGACUUGUUGGGCUGAGGGACAGAGUUAAAGUAAAGAAAAAUAAACUUUAAACAAUCUGACACAGCUCUCACUCUUAUAUACUUGAUAGUGGGGAGUAAACUACCAUUGAUAAGAUGCAUUCAAUACAUUAAAGUCUCUUCAAGUGUUUGAUCUCUUCUAAAAACAAAAUUCUGUUCACUGGCAUCAAAGUCUUUUAUAGCCUCUUUGAGCUGUCAAUCUAACUGUGAAACUGAGUGCUUGUUGAGAUAAUCAUAGCUUUUUAAAACUCUGCUAAGCAUUUGUAAUGAAAUAACAAUACUUAUUUUUUGGAAACAUCAACAAAAAACUGUAUGAGGCUGCAUGACCUGAUGCUAUGUAAUCUAAACCUGUCAGACUCUGAGAAUUGCACCUUACUUUUUUUAAAUAUAUUUAGGGCGGGGCAACAGUCAUACUGAUCUUACCCACCAUUCGAGUGUUUGUGCCAUCAAUUUUGUCUCCCACAAUGACAGUUCAGACUUUUGUGACUGCCAGAAUUUUUUUUAAGUUGAAUUCAAUGCUGAGUACAAAUGGUCCUGCUGAGUUCAAGUUUCUGUCUCUCAUGAUUCAUAUCAUUCCUUUCCCCCUCGCAGUAAGAAUUGAACCUGUUGGAAAUAGGUGGGGUUUCUGUAUCAGACUCCUACCUGCCAUUUUUAAAGAUCAAAUGUGCGUACCCAAAACAGUUUAUUUGAAGGCCAGUCUUUGGAUGGCGAAUUCACUUGACUUCUCCAACAUCAUGUUGGUACUGAAAGAAGCCUGGCAUGUCAAAAUAAUCUUGCUCAAAAAAUGAGUUAAAAGUCUAACUUCUGUUUGAUUUCUUACCAGAAGUUACAAGGACUCUAAUGCUAAUUAAUCCCCAGUCCUGGAUGAUAUAUUCAGGCAGUCAGGUUUCGAUAGGAAUUUAAUCAUACAUCCAGAAACAAAACUACUGGUAACAAUAAUAUGAACACAUCUAGGUAGAGGAGCACAAAUUUUAUUGUUUAAAGUGUUUUACAAGUGCUAACCAUGUCCAAUUAUACCACAUCUAAUGAAAUGUUUAAUGUCACAAGAAAAUAAAACAGUUUUCAAAAGGAAGCUCUCUGAUGGUCCUUUUUAAUCUUUUGACUAAAAUCAACUGUCUUAAUAUAAGUCAAACAAAAGUUCCACUCAGAUUAUGUGUUAAUGCCUUUAAACACACUUAGAACAUAGAAAAGUACAGCACAGUACAGGCCCUUUGGCCCACGAUGUUGUGUCGUGGAAUAAUCCUAAUCCAAAAAUAAAAUAACCUAACCUACAUUCCCUUCAAUUCACUGCUGUCCACGUGCAUGUCCAGCAGUCACUUAAAUGUCACUAAUGACUCUGCUUCCAUGACUACCACUGGCAAAGUAUUCCAUGCGCUCAAAACUCUCUGAGGUGAAGAACCUCCCUCUGACGUCUCCUCUAUACCUUCCUCCUAACACCUUAAAACUAUGACCCCUCGUGGCAGUCAAUCCUGCCCUGGAGAAAAGUCUUUGGCUAUCGACUCUAUCCAUGCCUCUCAUUACCUUGUACACCUUGUUGUGAAUGUUAGGCGUGUGGGUAGUCAUCAUGGGCUAUAAGUUUUAAAAUAAUUAUUAGAUUAACAGAUCUUUAACUGUGUUCAACUGUUAAUGUUUCACGAACCUUAACAUGCAGAAACCUAGAAAAGAUGGCAAGUAUUGAGAACCGAAUCUGUUAGCUACCAGCUCAAGUUUACAGAAAACUGCUCUUCACAAACAGAUAUAAUAUCAACAAUGUUUAGAAAGCAACUUUUGGUGAUCAAGUUCUUAUUUUUGAUUAACUUCAGGCUAAAUUAAUAGCUGUUAAGACCAUCUUGAAUUUCACAAUAUAAUUCUUGAUUGACAAAAUAUUAUUGUCAGACAAAGUUUAUUGAAUAUUUACAGUAUUCAUGAUGGACUGCAGUAGAAUUUGAGGAGCAGUAGCAAGUAGAAUGUUUUUGAAAUGACUUAUUUUUACUGAUGAAUUCAGGAAUCUUAUUUUAGCGCGUGCAUUAGCUGGCAUCAGAAAUGGAUUAAUUUUGUGCUUCCUCAUGGUAACUUGUGGAAUCCCUUCUUGGUUUUUUCUUCCCUGUAGAUUCUUGUUUUGAGCCAAAAUAAGUAAUGUUGUGAUUAAUGGUUACUAUCUUUUAGUCUCUUUCAUUAUGUAAAUAUUUUAGGGUCAAUCAUUCAACAAAAACUUUGAUGGAAAAGCAACUGGUUUUAAGAAGUUACUUCCGUUUUUGGUUGAAGAUUACAGAUAUUUGUUGGUUAAAUUUUUAUUUGUUUUUAAAUAAUAUAAGUCCUUCUUAGCCAUUUUUGACCUCCAGAAAUAGCCAAUUUAGAGCCUUAAACAUGGCUUUUUAAUUUUUUAUAUAAAUACUAUACUGUGCACUUUUGUUAUUCCUUGUUUCUGAGCACUGAGUUAAUAUUGUUUUUUAUAAACAUUUUACCCUGUACAAUGUGCCAACAUGAAUGUUCCAAUUUGUACAACUGUAAAUGCUGUGCUUAUUUUAGAUUUUGGUGAAUGAUGUUGAUGCCCUCAUCCAUACACAAUCCCACAUGUAAAACAUGCUGUCGGUAUCCACAAAUAAAAACAAGUGCUGAUUAUAUCUGAAUAGGAAAGGCAGACAGAUAUUCAAUCUAAACUAUUUUUGUUCUAAAUAUGAUUUUUACAGGAAAAUGUGUUGUUCCAGGUCUUUGAAGGAGCAAAUUGGUAGAAAACAUUAAACUGGUGGUAGAGGGAGUAGAAAUCGGGAGCACUUGAUUUGAGCAUUUGCUUACAAUUAACUUUUGCUGAUAAAUGUAUAGAAGAUGAACUACUAAUUUCUUCUGGAGAUACCCAUACUAUCUUUUACAUAUCUCCAAUUUGAAAUUGGUCUAUACAGACCUAAAAGAAAUACGCCUUGGGACUUUUGUCUCAUUGCUCAGUAAUAUGAAAAAUGGAAAAGUUAGGCAAACUGCUAUCUUAAAGAGGCAGGUCAUCAAAUUGACUGAAAUCAUUACACUCAUCUGUCUGGGGUACAGAGUGAGCAGUUACAGUGUGUGAAAAGCAUGAUUAUAUUCCAAAUAUGUAAGGCCACUUGUGAACCAAAAUGUGUUUUAUUAAAAUUGGAAUAAAACUCACUUCUUUUAAAAUUCAGGAUUUGGUAGGAAGUAGAUGUUAUUGAAAAGGAUUUUAAAAUUGAAUGCACCAAUGCAAAAAUGUCUCCAAAAAGAACUCCAGAUUAUUUAUGGAUCCAUUAAGUUGAGAAUCAAAUUCUCAGUAAUCUUUCAUAGAAGUGGACAUUUGGUCAUCAGUCCAGUAUGCAGAAUGCUUUCAGAUUCUUCUGUUCACACCUUCAUAUGAUCACCCCAUGACAGUAGGGAGACAAGACUUGAUAACAAAUAUGAAAAAAAAACUAUUUUCACAGACAGGAAAAGUACAUUAAGAAAACAGUUACAGAUCUAAUAUUUUCAGUAAAAUUUUUGAAAUGUUAACUGUUUUACAAAGCACUGUUCACUACCUUUGUCACCAGUGUAGUUUUCAAGUAAGCUGUCUAGAAAUUUCUCACAGUCAACUAGCCAUUAAGGAGCAAUUUGAUUCUAACUCAUUGGGCGGGAAACCCACUAGAUCAGAUGAAACCUUGAUAUGACACUCCGCCUAAGAUUACUUAUAGGUUUCAAUGGAGAGUAAAAUUCAGGAAGGUUUAAAAUCGAUAUUGAAUUAAUCCAGUCAUUUUCCUAAUGAAGGAAGAGGCUAAAUUUACCCCCAUUGAGCAGGAUAUAAAAUCAGCAAUCAACUUAAUUCCCAAAAAUCUAAAGAAAUUAUAAAUUGAAACCUCUUCAUUCCAACUCACUUAUGUUUUAAAGGUGUUUUUAAAGGUUGUCAAUGAUUUUCAUCAUCAGCAAGAAAAUACAAGAGCUAAAGCCAUUGAGUUGUCCUCACAUUGCCAUCCUAUUUGGUCUUGAACUUGCCAAUACUUGACAACUCUACUCUUUGUAGCAUUCUGAUGGGGCACAGCAGAUGGCCUGCUGUGAUUUGUUAGGAAUGGACUUGUGAAGCUGCAGAUAAAAUUUGAAGUGUGCAAGAUACGCAGUUUACUUUGAAUAUUUGCUGAAAGAAUUGUAAUGCUGCUGUCUAGAAGCAGUCGACUCAAAUAAAGGAAAUGGAGCAAAGUGGCAGUUGAAGAUCAAAGAGCCUUUGAGUGUCCAGAAGAAAGGAGCAAAACUUCAGAUUAAGCAAUCAGCAAUCCUCAGCGAAAAUAAAUUUACAAAUAUUUUCAUGUUAGUCUGAGACAAUAAAAAGCUUGCACUUCAGCUUGUGAUUUAAAUGUUUUUGUUUGAUUCUUCAAUGAGUUUUGCCAAACAUGAAAUGAGUUAAUAUUGUCAUAUAUGUAACUUGGUUUUCAUUUCCCUUUCUAAUGGUUUAAAUGAACAAAUCCUGGCUUAAAACCAAUAAAUGAAAAGCUUAAUUAAGCAGGUAAUUUGAAAA